Molecule: messenger RNA, 8896 nt
Organism: Bombyx mori (domestic silkworm)
Lineage: Eukaryota; Metazoa; Arthropoda; Insecta; Lepidoptera; Bombycidae
Gene: l(2)gd1
Product: coiled-coil and C2 domain-containing protein 1-like
Exons: 14
Coding region: 430-2850 (806 amino acids)
Biological process (GO): regulation of transcription by RNA polymerase II
Cellular component (GO): nucleus
Molecular function (GO): DNA-binding transcription repressor activity, RNA polymerase II-specific; RNA polymerase II cis-regulatory region sequence-specific DNA binding
Source: RefSeq, a predicted model, not a curated record
UAUCUAAUAAACAACUGUAGAUGUUGAUUACACUGCAAUUAGUAUCAUUCUGGAAGUUUAUUUAACCAUAAUUUGUUUCAAUUUUCAUUAAUUUGCCAAAAAGUGCGCACUUCCUUUCCAGUGUUGAACGUCCAAAUGGUGUCCAAAUGACAUUUAGUGAAGUUCUAUUGAAGACUUUUUAGCUAGUCUACUUUGGAUUAAAUUGUAGUUCAUUUUGUAAUCUGUAAAUGGUAAUGCAAUGUCAAAAGUCAAUGCCACUUCACUUUAGUUGUCAAUUUCAAUAUGUCAAAUCGAGGAACAUACGAAAAGGAAAACAACUUUCAGUAAAAAUAAAAACGCUGGCCAAGAUCAUUCUUCCUAAUUUUAUUAGUAGUAAUUCUAAUUAUACUUUUCUAUCAUUAAUUUUAACAUUUUCUUGUGACAUUUAAAAUGUUUAGAAAUCAGAAACCGGCAAAAAAGGGGAAUCUGUCGCAGUUUGGUCUGUUAGAUAUUCCUGAUUUGGACGAUGCAGAUGAUGAACCACUAAAUCUAUCUGAUGAUGAUAUUGAUUUGGAAGCAGAAUUGGCUGCCAUUAGUGGUGGCACAAGCAGACAGAGACCAAAAAAGGCUCCACCAUCAGCCAAUCUCGAUGCCAUGAUAGCUGAAAGUUUAAAGGAUAUACCUUCAGAUGAGGAUGUUGAUGAAGGCGACGAAGAUGAUCCAGACUUAUUGAAUGAAUUAAAAAACUUAGGCCUCGAUGAUGAAGCUCCUCCAGCACCUCCGCCUCGUUCUUCCCGUCCUGCGCCUCCUCCUCCUGGAGCUGAUACUGGCAUUGUGGGGGUUUUACAGGACAGAAUUAAUAAUUAUAUGGCUGCAGAAAAACAUGCAAAGGAAAAGGGUGAAAGCAGUAGGGCUAGAAGAUUCAACCGAGGUAUAAAGACUCUAAAUGAUCUACUAAAGCAAGCUAAAGCUGGUAAACCCAUCAGCGAAGAAGACAUUCCACCAGCCGUAAGUCUUGGAAAACCUGCUGAUUCCACACCAUCAGCACCACUCUCUGGUCCAGUACAACCACCAACAGACCCAGAGCCACUACUGAUAGAUCUUGGACACGAGGAUCCUCCCAGUUUACCAGAACCGCAAGAACCACCGCCCAGUCUACCGGAACCAGAGGAGCCACCACUGCCUCCACCGCGAGCUGAAAGCUUACACCAAGCAGACGAUACCCUCACUCCUGAGAGACAGCAGAAGCUGCAGGCAAUAUUGAAACGUCAAGCAGAGUUUAAAGCGGCGGCGUUGCACUGUAAAAAAUCGGGGGAUAAAGCAUUAGCACUCGAGUUUUUGAAGACAGUGAAGCAGUUCGAUGUUCUGGUGACUGCUUUCAAAACGACCACCGAGGGGAUGGACUUCGAUUUAGCCGAUUUACCUACUUUGGAGUCGGUCGCCGCGACCCUCAAGAGCCCAAAGGCCGAUGAACAAAUGCAAAAUUCCGGAGAACCAACACCAGCGUCGACUCCAGCCUCCACGGAGCUGAUCACCGCCUCGACGGUGGAAGAAGCUUUACGACAGAGGCUAGCUUAUUUUCAGCAACAAGAGUCAAAAGCGAAGGAAGAUGGUAACUCGUCGAAGGCGCGUCGCAUGGGGCGCAUUGUGAAGCAGUACCAGGAGGCGGUGCGGCUGCACGCGGCCGGGAGGGCGCUGCCCGGGGACGAGCUGCCCACGCCGCCGGGGUACGCGCCCCUACCCGCUGAUCCAGCUGAAGCACCGCGCCCCGCCCCGCCCGCACCCCGCCCCGCGGCUCCGUCCCCCUCCCCUGCGCCGUCCCCCUCCGCUGCCCCGCGCCCCUCGUCCGCCCGCUACGAGAAGCAGCUCGCGUACCUGUUGAUGCGCCAGAAACAGUUCAAGGAGGCCGCAUUGAAAGCUAAAAAAGAAGGUAAUAUUGAACAAGCAAAAGAGUAUUUACGUGCAGCCAAAGGGUUCGAUACGGUGAUAGACGCCGCGAGAGGCGGCCUGCCGGUCGACCUCAAGUCUUUGCCCCUCCCGCCUAAAGCUAAAGAGAAUUUAGAACACACUUUCGACAUAGUGUCGAGUGAGGACUGCGGCCCGUCGGACGAGGUGGCCACCGUGCGCGGCGAGGACGGCGACGUGUGGGCGCGCCUGCAGCAGCAGCUAGGCUCGCAGCUGCAGCUGUGCCAGCGGAACCGGGACCACUGCAGCGCCACCGGACACAUCGCGGAGGCGAACAGGUUCGAGCACCUCGCCGUUACGGUCGCGCAGGACCUGGACGUCGUGGCGGUCGCCAAAAGCCUGGGCCGCGGUCCGCCGAAGUUCCACUACGAGUCCCGGCAGUUCGCGGUGGCGCAGUGCAACACGGACCUCAACGAGAACGAGCUGCAGCUGACCGUGGUCCGCGGCAUCGCGUACAACGUCGCCAACCCGCAAGACGUCGACACUUACGUCAAAUUCGAAUUCCCCUACCCCCCGGAGGCGCCGGCGACGGACUGCACGGCGGUGGUGAAGGACACGAACAGCCCGGACUACGGCGCGGUGUUCUCGCUGCCCAUCCAGCGCGCCGCCCGCACCUGCCAGCGCGCCUUCAAGCGGCACGCACUCAAGCUGCACGUGUACUCCAGGGGCCUGUCGGACUCGUGCGGUUGUUGCAGCGGCUGGUUCUCGCGGGACGCGCUGCUCGGGACCGUGGUCGUCCGCCUCGCGCCGCUGGAGACGCACGUCACCCUGCACGAGGCCUUCCCGCUGAUGGACGGGCGCCGCCCUGCCGGUGGCUCGCUCGAGGUCAAACUGAGGGUCCGGACUCCGAUCCUGCACCAGCAGAUCGAAAACACGACGCAUCGGUGGCUCGUCAUCGAUAACUAAACAUUAGUAUAGGUUUAUGCUGAAACUUGUAAAUGCUGACGUCAUUGCUCUAGACGGCAAUUGUCGUGAAAACUUUGUAUAUUAAUCGAUAAUCAGAAUCGCAUAUUUGAACUUCGAAUCGUUCUUCAAAACAUCAUGUCUACAUUAAAUUAUUAAAAAAAAAAUACAAAAAAGUUAUAACGAUUAUUGUCAAUCGACGAAUGUUUAAUAUUGUUGCGAUAUACGCUUAAAUAGAACUGUCACAUAGAAUCUGCAGCUUCGAGAAAACGAUCUUAGCGAUACAUUGCGGGCUUACGAUAGACGAAUUUGCUACAAUAAUAGCUAUUUACACUGAGCUUAUAGGGAGGAACCAGAAUCUGAUGCCCUAACGUGAGAAUUGAUAACAAUGAUCAUCUGUUAAGAGAUCAUUGUGGAUGUGUCAGCUGUUUGUAAUUGUCUUACAUAGCGGGUACCAUAGAAAGCAUAGGUACUCUAUAUGUUAACACUUGAAGCAAAAACCUUGUACUUCCGUAAAAAGGGGUUACGAAAAUGGCGCGGACUUAGGAGUAUGAAAUUUCCCACACUUAUAGAGAAUACAGAGAGGGAGUGCAGAAUGCGAAUCAUUUUUUUUAAAUUAUGCAUUAUAAACAUAUUAAAUCAAUAUAAUGUACAACAUGUAUUUGACACAACACAUAUCUAUUUACUCUUUGUUUAUUGUCAAACUUUUGUUAUUGCUUAAAGUCUGUGGUCAAGUUGAGAAUAGAUUAAUAUUGUUUGUCGAAAUCUGUGGUUAUAGAAGUAUAGUCUUUGACAAUAGAACUAUAAUAAUGUUCAAACUUAUAAUUUAAAUUAAUAAUUAUGGUCAAAUUUCGACCGCUGCGUGACCACUACAGUAUUCAUGUGUCAGGAGAGAAAGCUGUCUGUCUUCAGUAAUACUUUGAUUACACUCCUUAUUUAUCGUACAACAAUUAGUACAUAUUCACCAAACUUAGCUACAAUACGAUGCGCCCUAAUAAUAAAUAAACCUAGAAGGGCCAGUUAAACAUUAAGCUGAUAUUUUGUCGGAAGAUUUUAAUCGUUUUGGUUGUUGAGUUUAUGUGUACCUUUAAUAGUGAAGAUUAAAAGAAAAAAAACUUGACGUUUGCGAUUUAUAAACGUCAAAGUCAUAGAGAUCGCAAUAAAUCUAAUCUGUGCAAUAAAUACAGAUAAUACAUACGCAUAAUAUUUAAUAAUAAAUAUUAAUAUUAUAUAUUCAAUAUAAUAUACUGGUUUUUCCCUCGCAUGGACUUCAUCUUCUCUUAAGUAUUUGUCACUGUUAGUUUUGACCUAGCACCGUCAAAUAUUAUUUUCCUAAUGGCGACGACUACGAAAACUAAAGUAAAGUAAAGUAACUACGAAAAUUAAAGUAAUGCAAGAAAUAUGUAAUAUAAUAAUAAUUUUGUCCAAACUAUGUGUUACAAUGUAUAUAUAUACGAACCGUCCUUGUUAUUAGCUUUUUCUAUUAGUGAAGACCGUAACAAAAUUUAUACUGAUCGAAACAGCUUUAAUAUAUCAAAGUUUGAGGAACUGUGGAAAAAGGGACUUUCCCGAGAUCUGUGGGGGAUUCACCUAAAACUAAAAAAAGGUUUGCGCACCUCUGACCCAAAUAGCUAAGUACAUAUUUGUGAAAUAAUAUAAAAUAUAGUAUGUAUUAUGAUAUUAUAUAUUUUAUAUUUAGGGUUUUUGUUACAAUUACGUGUAAUAUCUAAAUGUAAGGAAAAGACGAAAAUUUUGUAUUUAACGGUAAUAUUAUUCCAAUUUUAUUAGUGUUAAAGUGGAAAUAAAUAAUAUUUUUUAUGUAAAUAAGUGUAAUCCUUGAAUAUUAAAUAUGUACAAAUGUGAUAGUAACGCAUCGCGUUAUGAUACUAUGAACAAAUACAGAAUAAUAUAUUUUGAUUGAUGUUAACAAUUUUCAAAGAUUAUUCCUUUAUAAUAUAAGAUUAUUCAUUACUGGUGGUAGGACCUCUUGUGAGUCCGCACGGGUAGGUACCACCACCCCGCCUAUUUCUGCCGUGAAGCAGUAAUGCGUUUUGGUUUGAAGGGCGGGGCAGCCGUUGUAAGCCGUCUCAAGGUGGGUGGCGGCGUUUACGUUGUAGAUGUCUAUGGACUCCGGUAGACACGUGUGAGGCACGUGAACGUGGAGUCUAAAUUGUAUAGUAUAACUGCCGCCCCACCCUUCCAACCAGGCAUUUAUAUAAGUGACUGGCAACCACAUACCGAAAGACGUAACCUGUUGAAGGUCGCGGGAAGCCGCUGGAUGCGGAUGACGCUGUACCGAUCGUUGUGAAAAGUGGACGCCUAUGCUGAUAGUGUUACAUCGUCGUCAUCAUAGUCGGUUACUCUUGGCAGAACCGUUGUGGUCACGUGGAAUCCUUGUUUACUGAGAGCCUUUUUAUUUUAUUUUUAUUGCCCUUGUAGGCAGUAGGAGUGGGUAAUAUCGGUUUUGCCGCGUAUCGAAUCGUAUCUAUAUAUCGAGGAUCAAUAUCGGAUAUUGAAUCUAUAUAUUUUCUGAAUCUAUAUAUUGAUGGAUGCUAGUAGAUUUUCUCGAUUCAUGAUAUUUGAGAUUUGAAACGUUACGCUGAUAUAAUAUCGUAGUAGAUAUAGAUUUAAGUCAACGUUAUACGGUUGGUUUUCUGAUAUCAAUUUAUAAUAUGAUCUUAAAGUAAUAAAAAGACCAUGAAAAUAAAAAUAUCAAAAAAACUUUCCUUCAUGCUUUUACCAGGCUUAGGACUGGCUACAUUAUUUUCAGUUUUUAGUAUUUUGUGUCUUAAUUUAAAAUUACAAAAUAUACCAAAAGAGUGUAGAUUUCUAAAGUUUAAUACAAACACAAGAAAUAAACUCAAUUAUUUGGAUUCAACUAAAAAUAGAAAAAUGUGUACUUUAAAAAUCAAACACAAAAAACUUUUAAGUAUUUAUAAACACUUGUCCAAAAAUUCUAGUUCAAGGUCAAAGUGCGUGAAAUUAAAUUCAACGAUGCAAAUAGGCUAUACUGCAUUCAAGUUAGGGUCGAAAGUUGAAACUUCUUUCCUAAAUUAUAUCCUGCUGAUACGCUAAGAAUAAUCUACAGACUUAUGGACUUAAAUAUAAGGUUUACAAUUGUAUGGAUAAUGCCUGUUUCUGUUUCAUUCAUCACAUGAUAUCACUAUCGUGCGCUCACUCACUCUGGCCGAUUCGAUACGAACCAAACGAAUAUUGCUGAUAUUAACGAAUCGGUACGAUAUGCCGAUGCGCAUCACAUCGAGCAAUAUCGUGUAUCGGCUGAUAUCGAAAUAUAGAUUUCGAUUCACGAAUCGGUCCGAUAUGGCGAUGCGCAUCACAUCGAGCAAUAUCGUGUAUCGGCUGAUAUCGAUAUAUAGAUUUCGUGCGGGGCGAUAUCGGAUUCAACGAUAUUGCUGCGAUAUAUAGAUAUUGAAUCUAUAUACGAUUUAUAUCACCCACUCCUAGUAGGCAGACGAGCAUACGGCCCACCUCAUGGUGAGUGGUUACCGUCGCCCAUGGACUUCAGCAAUGCCAAGGGCAGAGCCAAGCCGCUGCCUACCGUAAAUGCCUUGAGAGAUGUUCUCCAUAGUUCGCCAACUGAGACUUAGCGCACGCACACGUAAAUUGGUAUAUAGUAUAAAAGUAUUUUCCGUUAAAGAUUUACAUCCUGAAGUGCAUAUAGUAAAGCCAUAUUGUAUAUUUUUAAUUACUGUUACCCUACAAAUGGUUGCGUAGACAUAUUUAUUUAUGAUCAAAUGAAAUACGAAUUAGACUACCGAGUAUCUUUGCUUUGAAUGUGUGGCGAAACAUUUGGUUUCGUAACGCGCAUGCGCGACCGAAAAAAUCUAGGAGGCCAUGAUCCCCGGGCCUUUAACAAAAAGUAUUGUACAUUAUUACAUAAAAUAAACAUUUUAUUAUUUUUACUUAGAGCCGCUUUUAUUUGAGCGUCUUAAAAAUGUAAAGAGUGCGCGAUCUUCGCUCAGUCCCCAGGGUUCGGUACCCGCUGCGUAUCUGUGGCGACCCGCCGACACAUUUUCAGGUUUGUUCCUAACAUGUGUAGUUUUAACGGAAUUGAUUGACCCUGUGUCGUAUCUAACUUGCUGAUCCUCCUUGAAUAAUCCGGCAUACUCCGUGCUAGCGAAUACAGUUCUCGAACGUUCCACGACCUGCUCAUCAUCAUUAUCUGUUAGAACAGCAGACUGCGGACGAGAAAAUACGAAUGAAUCAUAGUAAGUCGGACGCUUCGACUGGAUUCUAGAAACGUUUUUUUUAGAAGUGCCUUGCUUUAUUAUACGCGGUUAUUACGCAUAAUCUGUAAUAUGUAAAUGUUACGAAGGUAUGUAAAUAAGAUUAUUUACUUUAGAAUAAAUAUAAAUAUAGUAAAUAAAUAUUUUAAUAACAAUCACGCAUAAAUUUCGACCACAAAGUUGUGUAACACCCGUGGUUCUUGAAUAAAGUGCUUUUAUCUAUUAGCGUUUAAGGUAACUAUGAUAUUUAAUGUUCCGCAGCUAUCUACACAUCACACGCUACUAUUUUACAUUCUUAACACGAUAUUCCAAUAAUCGAGUUUUGUCCCUAUCAAAUCGUUGGCAGCUUAGGAGGCUAACCCAGCUACGUCCGGACAGGUAGGUGAGCUCACGGGCUCAGUGUGUUAGUGCGAGUUUCUUGAUGUUCUCGAUAGCGUAAAAGUUAAGCCAAUUUUGUAUGCAGUUGGAACAGCGCCCCUAGCGGCAAACGUACGCAAACGAUCCAACUCCAUACACAAAUAUGAGCUAACUUUUACACUAUCGAGAACGUUAAAAAAGUCGCACUAAGCAACUGAGAGAAUUUGCUAACACUAGCUCUAGUAAGAGCAGUGCUUUGUUGAAUCUACUACCGGAUCGGAAUGGCAAUCCACUGAGAAGAUCCGACGAGAAACUCAGUGGGCUGUGUCUGUGGGCUAGAUUGCACGUCGAACUCUUCAGAACGGUGAUCGGUGUUUGGACUGCCGGUUCCAAAUACCGUUAUCGCUGGAAGACUAAAUAAGUCGACUAUUAUCAAAGCCGGCAAUGUGACUUUUAGACAAUUAUUGGUAAAUCAGAAAAACGAAUUAUUGACUUUGUAUUCCAUUGGCAGUCACAAAACUUUUCUGAACGACAUCUUAGAUAAAUAACAGGUUAAGUAUUAACCUUUAUUUAAUGCAGGUUUUGAACCGUAUUCUUUGAAGGAGACGAUUAUAUUCAAAUCAAUCUGUAUUGACAUAUCAAUAACAUUUUUUUGUCCAAAUGCACAGAUUGCCACCUUUGAUAAUAGACGACUCAAUAUCGAAACUUGUUUUAAACAUGAAAACUAAGCGGUAACAACACGUUAGAUUUUAGUGUUUGUUUAUUGUCUGUUGUUCUUAUAAAUGUAGAAAAUAUUUUUUAGAACAGUCUCCGCGGACUACUUUUAAUGGAUAGAAGAUAUAGAAUACAUGAUCAAAUAUUUUAUUUUUAAUGUCCCAGGCUGAUUUCGUCGAUUUAAUAAUUCUCAUCAAAUUUACAAAUUUUACAUAUAAUAGUUAUAUUUGAUUUAUUGUCUACGCUUACUUCGAUGCCGGACUGUCAACCCCUUUGGCUUAGUGGUUGAUUAUUGUGGCGGUCGCGUUUUGGGUUCCCAGUUACGAGUCCCGGUUCGAAUCCCGAAUUGCCUUUGUUAAAGUUAUUGAAUUAGGGAUUUCGGCGGACUUGUAUUGGUAUGUGCAUUCGAAGAAACCAUAAUUUGAGGUCGUUGAAUGUGAGAUGCUUUGUUUGAACUUAGGUAAGUAAGCUUAGUUAGAACAGAGCUUCCAAACAUAAACAUUACAAUGUAAUAAUAAUAUUAUAAUAAUUGGUGUUUUUGAAGAAAUCUCUAGUUUCGUACUAAACGUAAAGCUGUGUGAAAAAAUUGAUAUAGAAAUUAAACUUGCGCUAUAUUCGUUGAUAAAUAAGAAAAUUUGUCCAAAAUAUUAAAAUAUAAUAUGAAAAAAUGUAAUUGUGUACAUAAUAAAUUUGACUAAAAAUAAAAAUGUUAUUUACGUAUUGAUCAUGAA